Molecule: messenger RNA, 495 nt
Organism: Patella vulgata (common limpet)
Lineage: Eukaryota; Metazoa; Mollusca; Gastropoda; Patellidae
Exons: 3
Coding region: 1-477 (158 amino acids)
Source: RefSeq, a predicted model, not a curated record
AUGACCUUGGCAAACAAAGACUUCAUACUAACUGUUGGUAAAGUGUAUUUACUUGAAUUGGUAAAAGAGUAUUUUGGCCUGGAAUCUGAGGACUCUUUUCCUACCAAUAAUAAACCACAAAAGAAUAUGAUCCCUUUUUUUUAUUCACAUUCUACACUUUCCAAAUACCUUGUGGAAUGUUUAGAUUUCAUUUUAAAGACGGAAGUCCUUCUGUCUCCACGUUUGUCACUUAGGGUAAGAGCUGGGUCUUACAUAAAUAGAAAAGGUCAGAAAGGGAAAAAUAAACCUGCAGACAUGGAAAAAGAAAAUCAGGUGAAAUUUCUAAAAGAUUUGAUUAGUGGCUUAGGGAGAUGGAAAACUGAACAGUCUAUAGUGAAAAUAUCUAAGGCUGGGCCUGUACUUCACAGUAUUUCAACAAAUUUUGACCAAAUGUGUGGAAUCAAAGACAUAAAGAGUACACAUGGCAGUUAUGUCUGAAUAAAAUAAAACCAAGUA